Molecule: messenger RNA, 1241 nt
Organism: Saprolegnia parasitica CBS 223.65
Lineage: Eukaryota; Oomycota; Saprolegniomycetes; Saprolegniales; Saprolegniaceae
Exons: 5
Coding region: 24-1241 (405 amino acids)
Biological process (GO): UDP-glucose transmembrane transport
Cellular component (GO): endoplasmic reticulum-Golgi intermediate compartment; cis-Golgi network; Golgi apparatus
Molecular function (GO): antiporter activity
Source: RefSeq, a predicted model, not a curated record
CGCCACACAAUUAGAAUUGCACCAUGGCCGGCAACGUCGCCGGCAACCUCACCGGGGGCGGCGUCGUCGCCAUGAACGGGACGGCCCAUGGGCGGGCCAUGGUCUCUUCGCUGCCUCUCUUCUACCUCUGCAUGAGCCUCUCGCUCCUUGCGCUCGGCCUCGUCGGCGCCAAGGUGCUCCUCCUCAAGCGGGGCGCGACGCUCAAGCAGCCCAGCCAGAUCGAGGCGAUGGCCCACCGCGUGCACCUCAUUGAGGUCGCAGUCUACAUCCUCGCGUGGUACUCGAUGAGCAUCGGCAUGACGCUCUUCCUCAAGUGGUUCCUCAAAGUCUGGCAAGGCGGGUUCCCGUACGUGCUGACGAUGGGCACGGUGCACAUGGCCGUCAAGGCGAUCUUCUCGCAGCUCUUGGCGUGCAAGCGCAACAUUGUCAUUGCGCCGCUACCACUGCGCGACUACUGGAUGCUGGCCGUGCCCAUUGGGGUCUUUACGGGCGCCGACAUUGUGCUUUCCAACAAGUCGCUCACGUAUAUCACGGUGUCCCUAUUUACGAUCGUCAAGUCGGGUGGCAACGUCUGGAACCUCCUCUUCUCCAUCUUGCUCAAGCUGCAAGAGCCGUCAUGGGCGCUCUGCGGUGUCGUGUGCUUCAUUUGCACGGGCAUUGGCAUGGCCAGCUACGGCACCAUCAACUUUGUGCUGGUCGGCUUCCUCUGCGUCCUUCUCGCGUCGAUCCUCGGCACGCUCCGCUGGGUCCUCACCCAAUUCUUUAUGAAGCGCAUGACGGCGUCCGCACACCACACGUUGGCGGUCGUCUACUACAUCUCGCCGGUCAGUGCGCUCCUCCUCCUCCCGAUCGCCAUCAUCGUCGAUGGCCCGAGUCUGCUCGCGUCGAAAUUCUGCAUCGACGCACUCCUCUUCCUCCAGGCCCUCGCAGGUGUGCUUCUUGGCGGUACCAUGUCGUUCUUCCUCGUCUCGGUGGAGAUUGAGCUCGUAAAGAAGACGUCGGCGCUCUCACUCGGCAUUGCCGGCAACCUCAAGGACGUGCUGCAGAUCGUCAUGGCCAUGCUCAUCUUCCACGACAAGCUCAGUGCGCUCAAUAUUGCAGGCCUCUUUGUGGCGACGACGGGCCUUGUCUUGUACUCGUACAUCAAGGCACGGCCGUCGUCGUCGUCGGCACCGGCCUAUGCGCUCGUGCACAUGGACGACGUGGACAUUGAAGACGCCAACGACAAGCACAUCAAGUGA